Molecule: messenger RNA, 764 nt
Organism: Daphnia pulex (common water flea)
Lineage: Eukaryota; Metazoa; Arthropoda; Branchiopoda; Diplostraca; Daphniidae
Exons: 2
Coding region: 135-572 (145 amino acids)
Source: RefSeq, a predicted model, not a curated record
UCCUACACCAGCUGCGAGUCCUUCUCAGUCUGCUGCUAAGCGGAUGGUAAUUGAUGGCCGCUGAUGGCUUAUUUUGUUAUUUUUAAAACUUAUUUUGACCAAUAUUUGUAUAGGUUCCAUUCGAUGGUAACAUAAUGAUCGAGUACAAUGCUCUGCGUGAUGCAAUUUGUUACGGGAGAGAAGGUCAAUCGAAGGAUUCGCUCAAUGCAAUGGUGGGAACUUUAAUUGAUUAUUUUAUCCUGCCCCAAGAGCAAGCUGAAUACUCUCUCAGUGGUCGUGCAUGCCGUUCAAUCCCGAACAGUAAGCCAAAGAAGCCGUUCCCGGUCUCUACCAUAGAUGCUAUGACCAAUUUCAUUCUUCCGAGAUGGAAGACAUGGCACAACAAUGAUCUUUCCAAGGAACAAAUUAAGGCCGCCAUAACCGCAAAGCUUGUGAAUAGCCACUCAAAAACAAAGAAGAAGAAUUUAAAAGGGCAGCAGCAAAACGUUGAAGAUGACAUAUUUGGUGGUGAAGCUAAUAACAAUGGAUUGCUUGAUAACAACCAGCAAAUAGAAGAAAAUGACUCAGCCUAAGUUUAUUCGCGUACAUUUUACGUUCCCACUGUCCUGCCAUUUUGUGCUCGAGUUCAAUUUUAUUCUAUCCAAUUGAUUGAUUGUCACGUAUUUUAAUUCCUCUAAUGCCGUGCGAAAUGUUUUUAUUGGUCUUAAACGUACGUUUAACCCUAUUUCCCACUAGUUGUUCACACUUGUGUGAAUUUUACCUUA